GUGUUUUCUGGCUGCAGCUUCAACUCGCCUGCAGAACGGGUCUCUCCGAGGGGGGAAAGCGAGGGAAGAGACGAAGUGAUAAUACGAGGAGGAGGGGGGCUCUUGUGUUUCACAUCAGCGCAGCAGCAAGAAAAAAAACGUCCCGAAAGAGAGGAUAAGGUGUCGGAUCCCAAAAGCAGAGGGGGAAAAAACAGAAGAACCGCUUUUCUUGUAUCGGAAAAUGGAGCUACCCGCCGCGGGAGAGCACGUCUUUGCGGUGGAGAGCAUCGAGAAGAAGCGCAGCAGGAAGGGGAGGUUUGAGUAUCUGGUCAAGUGGCGCGGAUGGUCUCCAAAAUAUAACACCUGGGAACCAGAGGAAAACAUCCUGGACCCAAGACUUCUUGAUGCUUUCCAAGCCAGGGAACGUCAAGAGCAGCUGAUGGGAUAUCGCAAGAGAGGACCCAAGCCCAAGCACCUGCUGGUUCAGGUUCCUUCUUUCGCCCGGAGAUCCAGUAUUCUGGCUGACCUUCAUGAGGCGUCCCUGGAUGAGGACAGCUGUCAGAAGACCAGCCCCAUCCAGAUGCUCCGUCCCCAGAGCCAGCAGUACCAGCUGAACAGCAAGAAGCACCACCCUUACCAGCCGCUGUGCAUGGAGCGUGAGGGUGAGCAGCAGGCCAACGGCAAGAAGUUCUACUAUCAGCUCAACAGCAAGAAGCACCACCACUACCAGCCGGACCUCAAGGGGCACGAGCCCAUAUUUGCCAGACCCAGAGAGUUAAAUGCUCCGGAGCUGGCUAACAAAGGGUACAACCUUCCCCCUGUGCUGCAGCAAAAAUGGGUCCGGGACAAGGACUCGGGCUGCCUGACCAAAGUCAAGGAUAUCACCAUGGAGCUAAAGAAGCUUCCAGCAGACCUCAAUGGCCACAAAGAGCCAGAGAAGGUAAACCCUAAAGAGGAUGCUUUACCGCAGUCUAAUGGUGGCAGCAACAGCAAGCUAAAGAUUGUGAAGAACAAAAACAAGAACGGCCGGAUUGUUAUUGUCAUGAGCAAGUACAUGGAAAAUGGAAUGCAAGCGGCUAAGAUUAAAAAUGGUGACUCUGAAACUGCUGAGAAGCCGCAAGGAAUAGACCACAGCACAGAGAACCACCUCGAGAAGAUGAAACUCGUCAAGAAGCUCGGCCUCAUGAACGGAUUUGCAAAAAACCCCAAAGACAAACUGGCUGUUCCCAAUUCUGGAUUUAACAGAGAUUGCCCCAAAGAAAAGGAACAGUCCCCUAAAAUGAAGCCAACUGUGACGGAACAGGAUAAACAUGUCGAGGUCAGGGUUCAGGGGCAGCUUCCAGCGGAUCAGCCUUUGCAAUUGACAACCAAGCCUAAUCUGCUCCCCCUGCCUUUGGAUAGGGGAGUUCCUUCCCCACUGGACAAAAGAGGAAGCCAAGGUGGAUUUCAAGGACUAAAGCGCCACUUCUCUGACACAGACAGUGAGGAGCAUGGGAGUAGUAAGAGGUUUUUGAGCUCCAGGAGUUUCAGCACUCCUAACACAGCACCUUCACCCACCCAAAACAUCAGCAUCGACCAAAACGGACACCACAGUCUCACUGGACUGCAGGACUGUGGCUAUGCAGACCAAGAGGAACCUAUUGACUUGAGCAUUGUCAAGUUCAGGCCUAAAGCUACCCAGGCUGAAGCACACGCACAAGCUGAAACUGUAACACAAGCUGAAACACACACACAGGAUGACGCAGACACACAAGCCGAAACACAAACAGACGUACAGACGGAAACUCAGUCCCAGAUUGAAACACAAAAAACUACAGAGGAGGAGAAAGUCGACUCAUUGUCUGUUUCUAACCAGGAAAAGGGAAACGGGGAGACAUUCCCCCCCAGCCAGCCUUUCCUUGGGAAUAUAGUGAUCACAGACAUUACUACAAACUGCCUCACGGUCACCUUUAAGGAAUACAUAACUGCGUAACUGAACUGUGUACCAACUGUGUACCUGUAUAAAUGUACAUUUUAUAUAUUUGUAUUUUCAGAUUCUUGAAUGUACAAAUCGACCCUUGAUGUUGUUUUGAUUUGCAUAGUUCUGAUUAAACGAAAGAUCCUUUAUUGCGUUAUUUGCAUAUUUCUUCUUAUAAGCUCUACCUGUUGUUAUUUUUGGAGAUUUUAUCACAUGCAAAAUCGAAUUUCAGCUAUUUCAAACUUUUAAAAAGCCACAUUUUGUCAAAGAAAUGUCAGAACUUUAAUUGAAGAUGCACUUAAUUCUUGUAAAUACUCUCCUCUUUUCUAUGGAUGGAAUUUGAUUAUACACUCGACUGUCUGCAUCUCAGAUGAUGUUUCACAAAUGUAGGCUACAUGGAGAAUUUUGUAAGGAAGAAAUAUUAUAUUGAAACAUGGUAAAUUACACUGUGUGUGUGUGCGUGCGAACAGAUGGACAAAUUUAAACAAGGAUGCAUGCUGCUUGGACAGAUUAUGCCAUUAGGUAUGCUUAAACAAGCAGAUAGUAAGAAAAAUUAAUCGCCUUUCUGUCAAUAAAUGUGAUUUGCAUUGUUGAUGGGGAAACUGGGAUGGUUCUAUAAUGAAAGAUUAUUAAUGGUUAAUGUUUGAUAUAUGGUUUCUGUUGAAAGUUAAACUGUUUUGUAGUUGGGUAUCCAGAGACCUGAUACUGAGCACAAGUCACUUCCAUUAAGACAGCGGAUAUACAACCCUGUGACUCUAUUCAGUUGAUGUUUUGCAGCAGUUCAUUGACUAAGUGGCUUUUGUCAUUUGAAUUAUAUCAGUCACAAAUCUGUGUUUAACACUGCCAGUUGAGCCGUGUAUUCCAACAGAUUAGUACCACCAGCUGGGUGCUCUAUGAUUCAGUUUUUCAUGUUUCCUUUCUCUGACACCCUGACAUAGGCUGUUAUGUAUGGGUUUGAAUUUGCUUCUCUUGGUGUCAUAUUUUGAGGAACUUUUGCAGCAAAGUGUUCAUUAAAAGUAUGUAAAAGCACACAUUCUUGUCAUAAUCAGAUCUGUUACCUUGUGUCAUAUCUAACCCCUAUUUUAAAAAUCCCUUCCAGCACUCUGUGAUGUGAAGUGCAUUGAACUGCUCUGUGAGAACGACAGAUGCACUUUUGAUGUUUUGUGUGCAAAAAAUGAAGGCUUCCAAUGGUACAUUUUGCAAUAAUAAAAAUUGUUUGCAAGUGGUG
Molecule: messenger RNA, 3164 nt
Organism: Micropterus salmoides (largemouth bass)
Lineage: Eukaryota; Metazoa; Chordata; Actinopteri; Centrarchiformes; Centrarchidae
Product: E3 SUMO-protein ligase CBX4-like
Exons: 5
Coding region: 221-1951 (576 amino acids)
Biological process (GO): negative regulation of DNA-templated transcription
Source: RefSeq, a predicted model, not a curated record